Messenger RNA from Melanaphis sacchari, 1283 nucleotides. Its product is annotated as osteopetrosis-associated transmembrane protein 1-like. The transcript has 6 exons. The record is from RefSeq and is a predicted model, not a curated record. NCBI's taxonomy places the organism in Eukaryota, Metazoa, Arthropoda, Insecta, Hemiptera, Aphididae. The coding region runs from base 245 to 1081 and encodes 278 amino acids. Gene Ontology annotation, cellular component: cytosol.
GUCUUAUUUGUUUCUAUAUUGGACACUUGUUUUUUAUACAAUAUCAUUCACGCAAUAUUAUUAAAAAUGAUUUCCGCGAUCUUCAACGAUUCAGUUAAUAAAGAAUGUGAAUACUGAAUAGACCUACGAAAUACGUACAAUUUGCUUGACUCUUAGACAUUGACAAAUGCGAAAAAUUUUAACCCGAAGAGUGUUCUCGUAAUUAUGAAAUAUUCAAACAGAACAAUAUUUUAAAUCAUCAGAAAUGGCCAAGAUCGUUUGUUUUUUCUAUACUUACUUAUUUUACUUGAACGCAAAACUGUCAUUCGCGUCCGAAGUGUCCUUAUCAUCAUCACCCGAGUCCAUAAACGUGUUGCCCGACGGAUGUCAAAAUCUACUGCAAUCGUUUGCCAACGAUACUGCCAGAUUCACAUUGUGUGUUGUCUCCAACGCUCGACCGAUCACUGUUUGUGAGAAAUGUGUGAACGAGUACAAUCAAGUAUUUAACAGAUACAAAGAAAUUCAAAAGUUGCACAACAACGACAGUGAGAUAGACUGUCGAGCAGUUUUGACUAAUAUCGAUCGGUUACAAGUUGUGUACGCAAGCUACAAUUAUGUGUUGGACAUGUGGCAAAAGGCGUCAUGCGAACUAUGUUUGAACGGUACCGUUUUCAACGACAAGGCAAAAGAAGUGAUGGCGCGCAGCGAUGAUUUGGACAAGUGCAUAUCAAAACACAUGAAUGACACGGAACUUUUAAACUCGACAAUUUGUGCCGAUUGCAAACAAUAUUACACUAAUUUAACCAAUUACUAUGAUACGUACAAAAAUGAUAAAACAUUUUGUAUGGAUGUCGUUGAUCUGAUCAACACUACACAAAGCGAUUGGAGUUUAAAGUUCAAAUGUCACGUGCCCAACUACGAUUCUGAAUGGAUUUUACUGGUCAUUUCGUUCAUUGUACUUUUAAUACCCUUUUUAUUUUAUUUCAUCAAUUGGUUAGUAUCUCAGGAAAGAUCAAAUGUAUUAAUAUCGCAAAACCGUUGGCAUCAACGAUUUACUAAUAAUGCAGCGUCAACUUCUGGUUACGUGGUUAUAUCAUCCUGAGUUUGUGUUUAUUGAAAAUUUAAUAUAUUGUGAUUUGUGACUGGAAAAUGUUAUAAGCUGGUAAUAUUUUAUAUUUAUUCAUGUAAUUACAACUGUUAAGUUAGUUAAUCAGAUUUAGUGUCAACUGUGAUAUUUGAAAAUUAUGAGACAUAAAAGAAAAAAAUUAAUGCGAUUAUUUAAUAUGUUUAAUUAAUUAAAUUAU